CGCGUGUAAGUCUCAACUUCUCGUGAUUUUUAACUUUUUUUUUUUUUUUUUGAAUCGUAAAAUGUUAUUAAUUUUAUACGUGCCACUUUUACUUGCAGCAUCAUUUCAGACGGCGACUGCAGAUGAAAUAGAAACAGUGGUGGCAAACAUUAACAAAAAUGGCUUUACGGAGUCGCUUUUAUUCGAUGUGAUCAAAGUAGACAAAAAAUCUUCCAAGAAAGAUUUAAUCAAACAAUUAGAAUCACCCAAAGUUCAAGAAAAACUAAUUGCAACUGCUCUCAAGUACGCUACAGCGAAUGUAAAUGAUGCAGCUAAGGGAAGCAUAGGCAAAGAACGUAGUUCUUGGCGUGAUUAUUGUUCGUAUAGUUGGGUACGAUGGUUAUCUUUUAUGAAUUGCAAAGAUGAUUCUUCUGGUUCUACGGCUGAACUCGAUCGAGAAGAACAUCACAGUUUUCAAGUGAUGAAAGAAAGUCACCGAUGCUAUAAACCAUCGUCUGAUUUAGAUUGGUAGAAUUUACACAAUAUGAAUUUUUAAAAAAAUAGUUAGGUACCUCGUAAUAUAAUCAAAAUUAAUAAGCUCAAAUAUUUUUUUUUUUUUGAAAAUUUUAAUACCAAUACCUACAAUUACAUUACUAGGUUAGAUACCCAGAUUCACAACAAAUAAAUACCUGAAUAUUUGUGACGUUGGUAAAUAGUCUACAUUUUAUACCACCAAUCCUGCAUCUUUCGCCAUACCAUAAAACGCAGAACUUCUGUCAUUCAAAAGAAUUUGAGGCGUAUCAAACUCCUUCACUAAACCAUUAUCGAGCAAUAAAAUCCUGAAAGCAAAUAAACGAAAAUUAGAACUCUCCAUCUAAUGUACAAGUAUACCUACUCAGCGACUAGGUAAGUAAUUAUUAAAUAAAAUAAAAUUUACCUAUCUGAAUCCAUAA
Planococcus citri (citrus mealybug) is the source of this 932-nucleotide messenger RNA. RefSeq lists its product as uncharacterized. The record is from RefSeq and is a predicted model, not a curated record. The transcript is spliced from 2 exons. The coding region runs from base 62 to 511 and encodes 149 amino acids. NCBI's taxonomy places the organism in Eukaryota, Metazoa, Arthropoda, Insecta, Hemiptera, Pseudococcidae.